AUGACCGCCGCUAGCGUUGAGUUCAAUACGUUCUGGAAGCAAUUGAACUCGGAGCUUCAAAUUCUGUCGUCUGAGGCCAAGAAAAGGAGCGCGGCCAUUCGAGUUGCCAGUGAUAGGUCGCUAGAGAUAUUGAGGUCAGUACGGAGCUAUGAAGAACUUUCACGGCAUUCUGAGUUUGUUACACCGUUUGUGAUGUCCUGUUCGUCCAAAAAUGCAAAACUGACGACUAUUUCAAUGCAAUGUCUCCAAAGGUUAUCGUCUACACCGUGUUUGCCGAGCGAUAGACUAUCAGACGUUCUCGAUGCGUUCGUCCUGGCUACUCAGUUAGCUUUAGACCUGAAACUGAAGGUGUUGCAGGUGCUGCCGAUUUUCUUCAAGAACUAUGCGUACCACAUAUGUGGACCGCUGUGCGUUAAGAUACUUAAAUGCUGCUCGGAUCUUUUGCAGUCGUCUAACAAGUCACCUAUGGUGGUUGGAACUGCAAGCGCCACGUUACAGCAACUUAUGGAUGAAAUAUUCGAGAGGCUUAUACCGCGCAAGGCAGAAAACGCAACGCAAGCUGAGAAUGAGAAGAUAUAUGACGUGCUCGUCGGUAACAAUGAAUCUAUAAAGGUCGAUGUAUAUCGCCAUGAUGCGAAUGUGCUGUUUUCGGACCUGUGCUCGUCGUUCGAGGUCUCUGACUCCCCGAGUAAGAUCGGCCGUGAACCCCAGCUUGAUAUGAGGAAUCUACCCAUAGAUUACGGACUUGAAAUCUUGGAGUCGGUAUUGAAGAAUUCAACUUCAUUAUUCCUUACUUAUGGUGAUUUGCAAUUCCUGCUGAGGACGAAGACCGUGCCUUUCCUGCUUCGCUGUAUACAAUCCAGCAUGAAUUUUGCCAUUGUGGUGAGGAGUUACCGUUGCAUCAAGCUGCUGAUCAGGAAAGAGUAUUUAUCGGUACUAGAACUCGAGUUAGAGGUUGUGCUAUCACUAAUGAUCCAUGGAAUCUCUGUCGAAUCCGAGACUCCAAUUUGGAAGAAGGUACUGUCUCUUGAAGUCUUUUCCGAGAUGGCUCGCAAUUUCGACCUGCUGUGCGCAAUUUUCAUGACUUACGAUAACUACUCCGACAAAAAGCAUAUAUUAACCAGCCUUUUAUGGGAAUGCCACCGGUUACUAUGCCAGGAGGACAUACGGAACUGCCUGUGCGAAUCGCCGAUAAUCCAACGGAUGGAAUUGCCAAUUGUUACUGGUGAGGCAUUCAAUAGUAGAACACAAUUAAUCCACAUGUUGGACAAAGCGAGCCCGCCACCAGUAAGCUAUAUCUAUCUUGUUUGGCUUAUUUUAAGCAUUUCCAAUGAAUGGUCAUACGGUUUCAGCUUAGCUGCAUUGGAACUUCCGGGCGACUCGGCAAAAAAUCAUGGCCCAGAGUCUGAGGAUCUACAGACUAUCUACAAGGGAACUUUUCCUGAACUCUUCAGCAUCAGCAAGAAAUUUCUGUACUCGACGGCGCUAGAUGUCUCGCUUUUCCACUCAGUGGUGAGGGCGUUCCAAAAACUAGCUCAUGCGGCUGGUAUCCUUUCACUCGCUGAACAAUUAAAUCAAUGCGUGGCUAUUUUCUCCAUAUCCAUUGUAAAGAAUACCGAAGGUUGGCCUGAAGUACCUCAGAUUGCCCAACCUCAACAAGCUCUAGCGCCUAAUAGUGCAAUUAAAUCUGAAGAGGCUUCAUAUGCUGUUGCGGAGAAAGUAUAUCAAGGGGCAAGGAGCAAGCUGCCUUACAGAAAUAUUAACCAAGCACAGCUUAGCCUGUUCAGGGCAUUGAUAUCUCUCUCUGUCUCCUUGGGGCAAACUCUACCUCCUAGUACUUGGACAUACAUUCUUAAGACAUGGCAAUGGAUAUCUUAUUAUGUCAAUGGGCCCUCUGCAGAUUUUAUGGAAGGAUUUUACCUUGAAGACGUACCGUCGCCACCUCUGAUCAGUAAGAAUGAUUUGGUGACCAUUGAAAACACUACCAGGAAACUACUUGAGACCACGAUUUCAUAUUCUGAUUCCGGCUUCAAGACAUUGGUGGAGAAACUCAUUUCAGAAUCAAAUGACAUUUUGGCAUCUUGUACCAAAGGGAGGUCAAAAGAGGAUUCAUCACAGGCCUCGAUCCCAGCAUGUCGCUACAACAAGACCUUUUUCAUUAGUGAAUUAGGUGAGUUAACUGUGUGCAAUUUGGAUAGAUUCGCGAAUAGUCGAAGUGGAAGGGAGUACUGGUUGUCGAUUUCGAACUAUUUGACAAGCUUGAUUGCUGACCGCAAUGUUUCGACAGUGGCUAUACGUCUGUAUGCAUCCAAGACUUUGACUGAUAUCAUACGAAAAGCCUGCAUCAAAAUUGGCGAGGUUGAGGAUCCAACUGCUAGGAACAAGAAAUUUCAGAGCUUUGAAUGUCUAGUCAUAGAUCCUUUGAUGAAUUCCAUAGAAGCUCUCAAAAAUCUCGACAUAACUAAGGAUGCAAUCUACAGCGGACUUGUAAGGGCUGAGUCAGAGAUUCUCUUACAAAGUCUCUCCACAUUGAAGAACAUACUGAACGAAUUCGGAGAUAUCAUGACUGAAACUUGGCCGACCGUUUUUAAGAUCAUUAAUUCCCCUUUUUACUGGAAUUCCGAAAGUAUUGACAAUAUGUUAUCAGCGGAUGAAGACGACUCUUCCCUAGUGAAUGGAAUUGCCCAAAAGCAUAUUGAAAUGAUACAGGUCUCUUAUGACGUUUUCAAAUUAGUUUCCGACGACUUUUUACAAACAUUGCCGCUGGAGGUUAUCAAGUGCGUUAUUGACACCAUUGUCCAUUUUGUUACUCAAAAACAAAAUUUGAAUAUAUCUUUCUCAUCACUUAGUCAAUUUUGGUCGCUGGGUGAUUAUUUUAGAAUGCAAGAGAGCGCUAACCAAAAUGCUUGGCUUGGCAUAGAUUCUUCGAGAUUUGUGGAUAAUAUUACGAAAGGAAAAUUGAUGGAUGUAAUUGUCGCGAAAGACAGUACGCCGUUCGAGGUUCACUGUGGUCUCUGGCUUUACCUACUGAAAGAGCUCACUGGGUGUUCUGAGGACGAGCGAAAGGAAGUGAAAAACGGGGCGAUUCAAACUCUCUUUAGAAUAAUAGACUCGCAUUCUGCAUAUUUUCCAAGUUGGAAGCUUAUUUUUUUGGAAGUGAUCAAACCAUUGCUCUCUACCAAGAGAGAUGCGAAUCAGCUUCUAAAUGACGUCGAAUUUUGGAAUCACACAUUAGAAGGCUUGGUAAAGCUGUACCCUGUCCAUUUUGGCAAUUUUUCGGAUGAAGGUAGUGCAAGAGAGGAAUGGAUAACUCUAUUGAACUUUCUGCAAUUACUGCUUAACUCUGGUUUGCCUGAGGUAUCAUACGUCGCAAUUGUCAACUAUCGAACCCUCCUGAAGGCUAUGGUGAACCUGAAAAAAGUGCCACAGGAAGUGCUGGCAAAAUGUGUAUCAAUAUGGAGCGGGUAUGAUGUUGUGUACAACGAUAUGCCUUCAUCAAAUUCCCCCAUCCAGAAAAACGGAUAUGACUGCAUACACGAACUAAUAACAUCUUUUCCUUAUUUAUAUGAAAUCGUCACCACCUAUCAAAAGAUGUCUGUCGAAUUUGUGGAAAUCACUCUGAAUCUUUUCAACUCCGCUGUCAGAUAUCCCCUGCUCCCUGAGCACACUAAAGAUAACCUCAAGCCUUCAUCAUUACAAUCAGCAGUUCUAAGCGGUUUAGAAAUCUUCCGCCCAUCUCAUGAUGAUGAUGUCGAUACUCUAAUCCUCUACCAACUGAGUGUGAUAGUAACGCUGCCUUUUGAAACUCGAGAGAAGAUUGAAAAGAAGCUGCUACCGAAGCUGCCUAACUCCUCAAAAGCUCGCCUACCAACUUUUGGGGCCGUCAGUGCAAGCGCACUUGAGAUUUUCAAUAAGCGGUUACUUAACGGGAAAGUUGAUAGCUGGGGUCCCUUGAAGGAGAAAUACACCAUCAAAAUGUUCAAAAAUUUGGGCGAGGUCAUCCGUCGUAAAUCUCUAAUUCGCAACGCAGGAAAUGAAUCGCCAAUCUACACGGCAGCUUGCGAAGCCUGUGCAAUACUGACUAAUAGGAUCUUUGGCUUAUUUUCAACGUCCAAGAUGUCUGUUCAAGUUCAAGAUAAUUUCUUCGAUGUUUUCAUAGAAAUCGCCUCAUCGCCCCUUCAAAGGAUUGAUAUGGUUACAGAUUCCGAAACCGAACAUUUUGAUGCUAACGCUUAUUCAAUGUUGAGAAACAUUUUCAUCAGACAGGACGUAAUAGGACUCUUCAAACAAGCACAGAUUGAGAAAAUCUUAUCUUCUGUAUGGGCUGGUUCUUUCUUGUACGAAAAAGAUGAAAUCGAAAUGGAAAUAAUGAAUCGAAAUCAGUCAUUGAGAGAUCUAGCCAAAGGUUUGGCCAAUUUUGAUUUUGAUUAUAUUGCUGCUUCAACCGUCGAAACAACUGUCCUUAGUAAGAGCGAAUGCGCUUUGAUCUGUCUCCGAGAUCUAGUUCACUUUGUCCGAUUUUCUGAAGAGCAGUUUGAGACUUUGAGGAAGCUUUGUGCGCCUUAUCUCGUUUGCCGUAUUGCUUUCGUUCUUAGACGCUUUAUCUCACAUGAAUCUCUCAGAAGAAUGGCUCCAAUUCCAAAGAUACGCAAGCUUGAAUUGCAAAUAUUGAUCCAUGGACUGCAUGGUAUCGUUGAAGAUUUGCUAAUCGGGUCAAACUCAUCAAAGGAUGCUAUUUGCAAUGAUUUGAAGUUACUUCAUCCGUUGAUCUUACGGGCGAUGCCGCUGUCGCAUAUGCUAGAGAAUUUACAGAAAGAACUGCUGGACCUGUCUCUCGGACUAACUAAAUUGACUUCAAACUAA
Molecule: messenger RNA, 4863 nt
Organism: Torulaspora globosa
Lineage: Eukaryota; Fungi; Ascomycota; Saccharomycetes; Saccharomycetales; Saccharomycetaceae
Gene: MON2
Product: Mon2p
Exons: 1
Coding region: 1-4863 (1620 amino acids)
Source: RefSeq, a predicted model, not a curated record